AUGUUGUCCGAACGUCUUCUUCGAUGCACUACUGAUUAUGGGGAUAUCUUGGAUUGCAUUAACAUUCACAAACAACAUGCUUUCGAUAAUCCUUUGCUCAAGGAUCACAAAAUGAGACCAAAAAAUAUUCCAAAGUCGAUGAUGGAAGGCGAAUCUCCAAGGUUAUUGCCCGAGCACAUAAAAUGCCCACCAGGAACAGUGCUCAUCAAAAGGACAACAAAAGAUCUAAUCAUGGCCAACAAAUUAGAAGCUUUAGGAUUGAAUUAUCCAUCAACUUCCCAUCUCCAUCAAGCUCCAGCCAAAAGUGGACAUGCAAUUGCUACUCUUCACUACUACAGGCACAACUUUGGAGCAAGAACAAUCAUGAACGUGUGGCGCCCAAAAACUUUAUCUGAUCAAGCUAGCUUGGCUAGCCUCUGGAUUUCAAAUGGCCCUUUAAAUAAUCUCAAGUUAUUCAAGCUGGUUGGGGAGUUGAUCCACUGCUUUUUUGGAGCAACUACACCAGGCUAUAUGCCCGAUGGACUUUGGAUAAUUAUAAAGCUACAGGCUGCUUUAAUUAUCUCUGUCCAGGAUUUGUACAAGUUCACCGUGAAAAGUCUUGGUCUUGUUAUAAACCAUAUUUAUGUUUACAAUGACCGCCUCCGGUUAGUUUCAUCUCUUCCUGCUUGUUACGAGGCUGUGGUGAGCCACGGUGCUGCUCCUAAUUCGAUUGAUCUUUAUUAUGGUGGUCCUGAGAAAUGA
Hibiscus syriacus is the source of this 741-nucleotide messenger RNA. RefSeq lists its product as uncharacterized. The transcript has 8 exons. Bases 1 to 741 code for a protein of 246 amino acids. NCBI's taxonomy places the organism in Eukaryota, Viridiplantae, Streptophyta, Magnoliopsida, Malvales, Malvaceae. The record is from RefSeq and is a predicted model, not a curated record.